Messenger RNA from Necator americanus (New World hookworm), 249 nucleotides. RefSeq lists its product as uncharacterized. NCBI's taxonomy places the organism in Eukaryota, Metazoa, Nematoda, Chromadorea, Rhabditida, Ancylostomatidae. Bases 1 to 249 code for a protein of 82 amino acids. The transcript is spliced from 2 exons. The record is from RefSeq and is a predicted model, not a curated record.
AUGCGAUCAAUGUUCGUCGCCGAAGAUAUCUAUGGAUCAUCGAUAGCUCGAGCUUUUCUUCUCACAAUGAAUCUCGUAGGAAUUAUCAUACUUCAAACAUCGAUUUGUAACUCUGGAAAGAAGCAGAGGAAACAGAAUGAGUCUGAAUCAUCUCAAAUGCCUCGAUUAUCGCAAUAUCGUGGAGAGACACCGGAAAAAGUUGUUCUCGAACCGGCAGGCGAAUCACUUCAAGACUCAAAACAAGUGUGA